CUUGUUCUGAAUUAGGAUGCGUGAUGCUAAAUGUGAUCUAUCUGAUAGUUGUCGAAAAGCCCUCUAUUGGAUUGAAUUUACACAGCUGAUUGUUAUGGUUAUUGUCAGAUUUUUGAUAAGUGAAAUGACAUUACUUUGUUUAAUCAAGAUAAAUUGAUUAUUACGUGUUAAUGUAGUUUUAUUGUAUUUGUAGUAAUCUGCAAUGAAAUUUUCAAAUUAGGAAAUGAACAAAUAUAUUUAAAAUUAAAAUAUUAUAUCAAGAUUAGAGGAGAAACCGCAUAUUCCUAUAGUUGAAAUAGAGAUGUGAGUGUAGAAAGCGGGAUAUAGUGAAAAAAGCUUUAUCAUUUACAUUUGACAUGUCUAAAAUUUGGGGAGUAUUAACAAGAAAAAAAACGCUAAAUCCAGUAUCUAUAGAAGAAACUAGAUUGUCUAGAAUUUUGGGCACUUUUGACUUAACCGCGCUAGGUGUGGGCAGUACUUUGGGUGUAGGAGUUUAUGUAUUAGCAGGAAAAGUAGCCAAAGAUACAGCUGGUCCUUCAGUUAUAUUAUCUUUUUUUAUAGCAGCAGUAGUUUCCGUCUUUGCUGGAUUGUGCUAUGCAGAAUUCGGAGCUAGGGUGCCCAAAGCUGGAUCUGCUUAUAUUUACAGUUAUGUUUGUAUUGGAGAAUUUGCAGCAUUUGUGAUAGGAUGGAAUCUUAUUCUGGAAUACAUUAUAGGUUCUGCCAGUGUAGCGAGAGGGAUCAGUUUAUAUUUGGACACUCUACUUAAUAAUACAUUGGAAACAACUUUUAAAGAUAUAGCACCUAUUCAUCUUUCUUUUAUGUCUGAAUAUUUUGAUUUUCUCGCAUUUGGACUCUCCAUUAUCUUGGCAAUUGCAAUGUCAUUUGGAUUAAAGGAGAGCAGCUUAGUGAACAAUAUAGUGACAUCAUUAAAUAUUGGCAUAGUAUUAUUUGUUGUUAUACUAGGAUCAAUUAAAGCAAAUGUUGCAAAUUGGCACUUUCACCCCGACAAUACUACAAACUCCACAAUAGUAGGAACAGGAGGCUUUUUCCCUUUUGGUUUAGAUGGUACUAUAAAAGGAGCAGCAACUUGCUUUUACGGUUUUGUCGGAUUCGAUUGUAUUGCCACUACAGGAGAGGAAGUUAGAAAUCCCAAGAAGGCAAUUCCUAUUUCCAUCAUACUUUCUUUGGCAAUCAUAUUUUUAGCAUAUUUUGGAAUAUCUACAGUACUCACCCUCAUGGUACCUUACUAUCUUCAGGAUGAAAAUGCUCCACUCCCUUACGCUUUUGAUUAUGUUGGCUGGCACUGGGCUAAAUGGGUUGUUGCAAUAGGAGGAAUUUGUGGCUUGUUUUCAAGUUUGUUUGGUGCUAUGUUUCCUCUUCCAAGGAUCAUUUACGCAAUGGCAUCUGAUGGUUUGAUAUUUAGAUUUCUCGGAUCAGUAAGCAGCAGAUUCCAUACACCUGUGAUUGGUACUAUACUGGCGGGAGUAUUAACAGGUUCAAUGGGUGCCUUAUUUGAAUUGAGCCAGUUAGUUAACAUGAUGUCGAUAGGUACAUUAAUGGCAUACACUGUAGUAGCUGCUAGUGUUUUACUUUUAAGAUAUUCAGUGGACAAUACACCAGCAUAUACACCCUUAAGGGUAAAUACAGAUUCUGACGACAAUGAGCCGCCGUACACUGAAAAUAGUUUUAACAAUACAAAUAAUGAUGACAGUUAUCUUGUUGAAGAAAACAAAAGUAAUUCAAGUGUGAUUGCACAAAUUUUUAACUGUGGACGACAUUCAAACCCGACGAAAGUUUCGCAGAACAUUGUGGCAUUUAAUAUCGCAUUAUACUGCAUUGCUUGUGUUGCUGUGGGACUAUGUGCAAUUUAUCUUAAAGAUCCUAUAGCUGAAGGUAAAACAUGGGCAAUAGUAUUAGUCUCGAUAGUCAUCUUAUUAGCUACCAUUCUAAUAAUAUCCGUAGCUAUUCAACCUACAUCAAAUCGAGAUUUGAGCUUUAAAGUUCCUGUGGUUCCUCUUAUACCUGCUCUCAGUAUUUUAGCUAAUAUAUAUUUAAUGCUUAUGUUGGAUUACUUGACAUGGAUUCGUUUUGGUGUAUGGAUGGCAGUCGGCAUUCCUAUUUACUAUAUUUCUCUAAAACCAAUCGAUGAACAAAAACCAAAAGCAUCGGCAAUCGACGAACAUAAACCAAAAGAAACAGGCAACGAUCGAAACCAAAACGGAAAAGUAAAUUAUUAUAACAACGUCGCAUUUGUUGAUGACACUUUUAACUAUCCGAAAAAGAAGACAGCACCACUUCCACCACAAAUCAACGAAGACAAAACAGAAGUCAAUGAAAUACAUUAUGAAUUACAAAAACUCGAUGAAAUGUUGGACGAAGUUUCUAAUAAUUUAGAAACUACUCGUAAAUCAUCUGUUUGUAGUGUAAAUGUGUCUAUGUCUCGCGAAGAAAGUGUUGUUGCUGAUGUUCAUUGUAAUAACGUCACUACCUCAGCAAUUCCUUUCCCAACAACAACAUCCGUUGAAGAUCCUACAAUUUUAAACUAUCAAAAUGAUAUAAAUGAACACUUGGAGCCUUCAGAAGUACAAAAGGAAGCCCCGCCUGUUGAGAUACAGAAGAAAAAGAAGAGAUCAGGUUCAAUCGACUCACCAGCUCCUCCAGACACACCUGUAUCAUAUAAAUCAGUAACAGCAGAAUCCGAAAGCGAAAUUAAUGACAGUCCUGCUUCUAUUUCAUCUCAACCUACCCCACCGGAAUCCCCUCUAUUUAUUAACAAAGUCGAAGAAGCUUUUGAUACUCCUAUCCCGCUUUCACCAAAUUUAACCCCACCACAAUCACCUCUACUUGUUAAAACUAUCAAAGAAAGUGAGGAAAACAUUUUCGUACCUCCAUCUUCUUCACCACAAUCGCCUCUACCAGUUGAUAAAAUCGAAGAGGAAAAUGUUAAAGUUUCUGUCACUCCACCUCCUCCACCUUUCCCAUUAUUUGUGCCAGGAAAAUUGAACGAAACUACUUCAAAUGACAUUAUAAAACCUCAAUCUCCAUUGCAAAGAGUUACUUCAAGUGCCAUCAAAGGUGUAACGCUGAAAUCUUGGCGCAAGCAAAACGAUAAAACAAAAAACGAAUAUGUACCAGACGACGAAAAUCUCAAACUAAGAUCAGAGAAAGCUAAAAGUUUUAAGGAACAGCUAAAUAAUAAACUUUCUACAAAUUUUCCGAAUCAUAUGCCGUUUUUGAAGUAUCACGCACCGCUUCCUCCCAAAAUCAUCACGCCGACGCCGAUUGAGCCAAGAAAAAACGAAAACGUUAUAGAAGAGAGUAUAAGUAGGGAGAGCGCUCGAGAAAAAUUGGGUUUAUACAUCAACGCUAGGAUAGUCAAUUCUUCUAAUAAUAUUUCUAGUAAUAACAAGUCAGAGGAGGUAACUGAUAUACCAUUGCCUAUUUCUAGGCCUACGUCAAAUGAGGUAGUACAAACUGAUGAGAUAGUACCUGUUGUAGAAACAGUAGACGAUGCUUACUUGGCCCAUCAGAACAGAAUGAAAAAUGUUUUUAGAAGUAUGAAAAUGAUGGAUACGCCCAAGGAAUUGAAUAGCCCAACAAGAAUAGUUAAAUCUUUGGAUCAUAAAAUCGAUGAUCAUGCGAAACAUAGGCAAGCAAUGAGUGAAAUUUUCGACACUAUUAAUUUACGACGCAAAGAAAGUACGAAACAACAAUCUAAAGUAUAAUUUGUUGUUCUCAAAACCGAAAAGAUUCAAAUACCAAAAAAUGAUCUGAUCAAAAAAAAUGUAGAAAAUAUUACCGAUAUUAUUUUCAAGAAGAACGAGGGAAAUUAUGUAGGAUUUAAUAACGGUUUUAUAGUUUUGAAAAAAACCGGUUUUUAGCAUCAUCAUCUGGCUAUUGGAACAUUGAAAAUGUUUGCCUAUUUUCCCAUAUGCUUCACGCUUCUAGUAUUGUCUAGCUUUUCUUACAAUAAUAUACCAUUUUUUAUAAAAUUUGAGUCAGCGUUUUAUGUCAGUUUAUUAUACAGGGUGUCCAGAAACUUGUCAAGCACACAUUAUAGAUACUAGAUGCGAUGAUACUAUAAGAUUUAGAUUAAAAAUUUUAAAUUAUUACAGUAAAAUAAUAAAUGCUGAUUAAAAAAACAAGAAAAUACGUUUUUGAAUGACGAAAAUCGGAAUAUUACUAGGCAUAAUCGUAAAAAAAUAAUAUAAUCAAAUUAGUAAUAUUCUCAAAGUGCUCGAAUUUUCGUAAUUCAAAAACUUAUUUUCUUGUUUUUUUUUUGUAAUCAGUAUUCAUUAUUUAUUGUUAUAAUAAAUUGAAAUUGUUGAUAAAAAAAAUUGUUUUCCACUGUAACAUUACUAAAAAGGUACACAAAAGGUCCGAAAAGGGUCGAAUGUCGGAGGGCGCUCGGGGUUAACCAGAACAGGUAGUUGAUUUAAAUUUAACAUAUAAUUUAAAUGACAGUGUUUCCUAUGUUUCCUCAAAAUCUAAAUGAAUUUGUUUUCAAUAGUCCCCCUUAAAGAAGCUCCAUCUCAUUGCAGUUUUAACAUUGGAUAAGUUUGAAAUUUGUGGGGGUAACAGUUUUUUUCAAGAUAUGCUUUAAAAAUAGCGUCAUCUUCAAAGGGCGUUAUCUCUUUUAUGCGGAACUUUUUGAUAAAAAUAAA
This is a messenger RNA of Diorhabda carinulata, 4664 nucleotides long. RefSeq names its product high affinity cationic amino acid transporter 1-like. Gene Ontology annotation, cellular component: plasma membrane. The coding region runs from base 357 to 3725 and encodes 1122 amino acids. Lineage: Eukaryota; Metazoa; Arthropoda; Insecta; Coleoptera; Chrysomelidae. The record is from RefSeq and is a predicted model, not a curated record. Gene Ontology annotation, biological process: transmembrane transport; amino acid transport. Gene Ontology annotation, molecular function: amino acid transmembrane transporter activity. The transcript is spliced from 14 exons.